UUUAGAGGUCGGUUUUCUAGUUACAGUCGACUAAAUUCAUGGUUUGUUUUCUGGUUUGAACAAGUCGGGGCAAAAUGGGAAAUAAACUGAUCACCAAGGUGUUUAAUGAUCCCAUCCAUGGUAGCAUAGAGUUACACCCACUCCUCAUCAAGAUCAUUGACACACCUCAGUUCCAGAGACUUCGAUUCAUAAAGCAGCUUGGAGGUGUCUACUUUGUUUACCCUGGAGCGUCUCACAACCGCUUUGAACACUCGAUCGGGGUGGGAUACUUAGCAGGAAAACUUGCUGAGGCUCUCAGGUCAAGGCAGCCGGAACUCAACAUCACUGACAGAGACGUCCUUUGUGUUCAGAUUGCUGGCCUCUGUCAUGACCUGGGUCAUGGACCCUUUUCCCAUCUGUAUGAUGGAAUGUUCCUCCCCAAAGCACUGGAAAAAAAGAGGAAAUUAAAGAAAUGGAAGCAUGAAAGGGGCUCUCGUCUCAUGCUAGACCACCUGGUGGAACAGAAUAAUUUUAAACCAACGAUGAAAAAGUAUGGACUGAAACCUGAAGAAGACAUAACAUUCAUUAAGGAGAUGAUUGCUGGACCUCUACAGGAAUCUAAAGAGCAGGAGUGGCCGUACAAAGGGCGCCCAAAAGAAAAGUCCUUCCUCUACGAAAUUGUGUCCAACAAAAAAAACGGCGUUGAUGUGGACAAGUUUGACUACUUGGCCAGGGACUCUUCCUACCUGGGGAUCAAGAACAACUUUGACUUUCGUCGCUUCCUGCAGUUUGCCAGAGUGUGUGAGGUUGAAGACAAAGACUGCAAAGAAGGAAAAAGGAAAACUAUCUGCACCAGAGACAAGAAGGAAGACCAUAUGUACCACUUGUUCUAUACAAGACACCGUCUCCACAAAAGAGCCUGUCAGCACAGAGUAAGCCAAAUCAUACAAGAAAUGAUUGCAGAGGCUUUUUUUAAAGCAGACGGUCACAUUCAGAUUGAAGGAUCAGGAGGGAGGAUGUUCACUCUCUCUACAGCCAAUGAGGACAUGGAGGCCUACACAAAGCUCACAGACAACGUGUUUGAGGAAAUACUGAAGUCUUCCUGCUCAGAGCUAGAAAAGGCAAGAGAGAUUCUGCAAAACAUCAUCUCUCGAAAGAGCUACAAGUUUGUUGGUGAGAUAAAGCCAGAGGACCCCAUCCAGGAUUGGGAAAGCCUGAUUCCUAGCUGGAAAAAAGGACUGGCUGAGGGAGAAAGAAACCUGACACCAAAGGACUUUGAAAUCCUGGUCAUUGAAAUGGACUAUGGCAUGGACGACAAGGACCCUAUCCAACAUGUUCAUUUCUACAGCAAAUCUGAGCUCGACGUGGCAAAGGCAAUGCCCGAAGAAAAGGGAUCCAGGAUUCGCACAACGUGCUUUUCUGAGCAGCUGAUCAGGGUCUUCUGUAAGGAGAUUGAUGACGAGAGUGUGGAGGCUGCCAAAAAGCACUUUAAACAGUGGUUAAGGUGCUGGUUAAGCUCUACUCUAAUUCUGCAAAACAUUGUCUCUGGAAAUAUCUACAAGUUUGUUGGUGAGAGAAAGCCAGCGGACCCCAUCGAGGAUUGGGAAGUCAUUAACAUGGACUACGGCAUGAAAGACGAGAACAGCAAAAAUGCAUCCAGGAUUGGCACAACGUGCUUUUCUGAGCAGCUGAUCAGGGUCUUCUGUAAGAAGACUGAUAGAAAGAGUGUGAAGGCUGCAAAAAAGCACUUUGAACAGUGGAAGUUCGAGAAGAAGCCGCAUCUGCUUGGACCUGAGGGUAAUUAAAAGACCAUGGAAAUGACUCAACAACAUGAAUAACACAGAAUUAUUUCUUAUUCAGACUCAGGACUCUUUCUAGCUUUUAUCAUAUACAUGUUGUAUUGUUGUUUUAAAUUGUUGACUCCCUUCUGCAUCUGCAUAAGUUCCAACAACAUACAACAUGAUUUUAUUGAGGACAAAGAUAAAUCAUAAUAUAUAAUAAUAUAAACUGAUACAUAGACACACAUGACACUGGAUACAUUACUUACACAGCUAGCAGCUGUAUGGCUGUUGAAUACCAUUUAGGUAAAGAAAGCCAUUAUUGAAAUCCAACAAUCAUUGUCUCAAACUGAAUAUAUAAACUGCAUGUUUCUGAAUUGAUUCAGCUUUUGGUCACAUUUAUGCUUCUUUGUAGGUUGUGAAUUCUUUUUGGUCGGGGAAAGAUGUAAAGCACUCCCAACAUGUGUAAUGGAGUGAAUAUUUCACUUGUGGUUUUAUUUAGGGAUUUAUAAUACUCAGUGGUGUUUUAGUUUUGAUGUUAAUCGUUUGAAGAUUGAGGACAUGAGAUUAGAUUAUUUGUCUUUGAGUGGUGUUUAAUGAGAGAUGAUCAUGAGUGAUGUUUUGGUGACUGGUAUUAUCUUAUAUUACUUUGUAUCUGCAGCAUUUAUUAUCACAAUACAAUUUUAAUCUGUUUUAAAAUGAGUCUUAUUUUGGGCAUGUUUUAUAAUGUGCUCUUCUUUUGAGUUUAUGAUUCUUACUUUAAAACUGGAACUUGUGAAAACCUUUAUUUGCAUCUAAAAACUUGAAAUUCGAAUUGAAAAAUAUCUUUUAAACGUAUCCAUCAACUACCUUUCUUCAAUGGAUGAUGAAUGUGUUUAAAUGUAUGACACACUUUAAGUGAAGCUAUAAUUGUUUGACGAUUGGUUCUUACAUAAAGCAUCUAUGAGAACCUUUCAAGUGUAUUCCUGUUGUGAUGGGUUCAUAUCUGAUAAAAUCUGCAUGUAUUCAAAAUAAACAUCAGAGAAAAUCCUGAGUUCAA
Labrus bergylta (ballan wrasse) is the source of this 2796-nucleotide messenger RNA. NCBI's taxonomy places the organism in Eukaryota, Metazoa, Chordata, Actinopteri, Labriformes, Labridae. The record is from RefSeq and is a predicted model, not a curated record.